Molecule: messenger RNA, 408 nt
Organism: Pelobates cultripes (western spadefoot toad)
Lineage: Eukaryota; Metazoa; Chordata; Amphibia; Anura; Pelobatidae
Source: the annotation of a GenBank genome assembly
AUGUCGAAAUUUGAGAUGGAGCGCGAGAGGAAGCACCCCAAAAACUGGAGCUUUAAUUACGGAGUGAAAGACCAACCACGGGAACAGUUUAACGUCCGGGAUUCUUCACGCCAGAUCCAUCAACAUCUAGCUAAAAAAAAAGACGUUCUGUGCAAGAUAAAAUGGAUGGAUCGGAGAGGCAGAACUAUCCCCAAAACUGUCAGUCCCAAUGUGGAGGAGAGGUGGGAAGAAGGCAAGAGAAGAGAAAGAUGCAGAAUGUUAACCAUGCCAGACAGGUGCCCAAAGAUGACCCGCAGUUUGGGAGAUCCCAACAGUGUAGAGGGAAUAGCACCAAGAAUGGUCAUUGGCAUGAGGUUAAAAGUGGCAGAGGAGAACCUGGCCAAACUCAGGUCAAUGAAAGCCCAGUGA